AUGUAUGUGUAUAAUGUAUUGAAGGAGGGUAAACGCAUGAACAAGAAAGGCGAGUUCGUCAUCACUUCAACAAAGACACGCACUCAAAAAGGCAAUAUCGAUGAUGCACUUCUAAAGCUGAAACAGCUAAUUGAAGAAGCGUCCGUUGUACCAAAGGAGACCUCAGAGGAGCAGAAGGAAGUAGUGCGGCAAUUACAAAAGAAAGCCAACACCAUGCGACUGAAGGAGAAAAUGUUCAACAAGCUAAAGAAGCAGAGCAGGCGGAAAGACUGGUAA
Molecule: messenger RNA, 276 nt
Organism: Sphaeroforma arctica JP610
Lineage: Eukaryota; Ichthyosporea; Ichthyophonida
Exons: 3
Coding region: 1-276 (91 amino acids)
Source: RefSeq, a predicted model, not a curated record